Molecule: messenger RNA, 3593 nt
Organism: Aureobasidium pullulans EXF-150
Lineage: Eukaryota; Fungi; Ascomycota; Dothideomycetes; Dothideales; Saccotheciaceae
Exons: 7
Coding region: 105-3179 (1024 amino acids)
Biological process (GO): phosphorelay signal transduction system; phosphorylation
Molecular function (GO): phosphorelay sensor kinase activity
Source: RefSeq, a predicted model, not a curated record
AUGCGAUACUGUGAUACCCUGUCAAUCACCAACUUACCCUGGAUUGCGUGUAAUGGAGUAGAAGCAAUUUUUCCUAAUUUCGCGACACGGUCACCUACAUUAAGAUGCCGACAUUCGGCUGGCAGGACAAUGAGAGUCCACACGCUCAGUUCAUUCGCGGUGUGGAUUGGAGCGCGACGGCGAUCGGUGCACCGGAAACAUGGCCACAACAACUCCACCAGAUGAUAGAUCUUAUUCUACUGGAUCCAACACCGAGCGCAGUCAUGUGGGGCGACAGCCUCACAAUGGUGUACAACGACGGAUUCGUGGAAUUUGCUGGCGAAAAGCACCCGAAACUCAUGGGAGGAACACCAAUGGUAUCAUAUGCCGAAGUCUGGGAAGCUCAAUUUGCUCCGAUCAUCAAACUUGGUAGGGAAGAGGGCAAAGCUACUCGUCACAAGGAUGUUCCACUAUUCUUGAAGCGGCAUGGAUACUUGGAAGAGGUCUUUGUGGACUACACUUUUAUACCGCUCACUGGAAAUAACAAGGAAGUCGUAGGAUUUUAUCAUACUGCUGUCGAAACUACCGAUCAGAACCUGGCCAGACGAAGGACUCAAACAUUGAUCGAUAUAGGCAAUCAUGCAGGCAUUGCGCGAGAUAUGAGACAAUACUGGAAUGCCGUACUGAAAGGAUUUGAGAACAACAUUUGGGAUGUCCCAUAUGCUAUCGCCUACGAAUUCCACAACGACAAGGAGAGGGAUAGCGAAUCCUAUAAUGGAUCAGAAAACCGCUCAAACUCUCGCACCAGAUCAAAUAGAUCAGCCUCGUUCUCAGAGUCCGUAUCUUCUUCGGGACGCAUCACCAUUCCAAGGGCAUGUAGUUUGGCUGGUGUGAUUGGAAAACCGAUGACGCAUGUCCCGCUGAUUCUGAAUGUUUCAAUCGAAGAGGAAGGCUUCCAUCAAGUUGUGAAGAAGGCAAUUUCGUCAGGCGAGCCGGUGCGCCUUGAAAUCGCUCACGAAAAGACACCGGAAUGGCUCAAAUCUAAUGCUCAAGGACGAGCAUUUGAGGAACCCAUCAGACAUGCAGUUGUGAUGCCUAUCAGGCCGACAACCAGGAAUGACACUGAAGGCUUGAACGCAAUUGGAUUUGUGGUAAUUGGUCUCAACCCCCGUCGUUCAUACGACGAUGACUAUCAACGCUACACGCGCCUCUGGAGCCAACAACUGGCCACUUCAGCAGCAUCAGUGGUUCUUCUCGAGCAAGAAAAUAAGCGACAGAUGCGACUCAAAGCACAGCUCUCCAUCAACGAGACUAGAUUCAGUCGCUUUGCCGAAAUGUCGAACGUCGCCAUGUGGAUAGUCAAUCCUUCCGGAGUCUUGAUAUAUGGAAAUCAAUCAUGGUACGAGCAAAUGGAUGUCACAGAAGGAACUCCUGGAGAAAAAGGACUUCCGGCGUGGGCAGAUUGCGUGUCAGAUGACACAAGGCCCACGUUGGUUGAUGCUUGGAAAUCUCUGACUGGAGACCAAAUCGCAACGAAUUUUGAGAUUCGUCUCAAUCCCACCAGGGCAACUAAACAAAGUCGAUGGGUUCUGUCGUCCGCAUUCCCAGAAUUGGCAGAAGAUGGCUCUCUCAAAGCAAUAUGGGGAUGCAACACCGACAUCUCUCAUCAGAAGUUAGCCGAGGAACUCAAGGAGCAAAGACUGCUGGACGUUCUGGAAGCAAAGCGACAGAGUGAAUCGUUUAUCGACACAGUAUCUCACGAGAUGCGUAACCCAUUGUCUGCGAUUCUACAGUGCGCAGACGGUGUCAACACCUCUAUCAUGGAGGCUCGCCAGUCAUCUGAAGACCCUGACCAUACCGAUAUUGAUCGUGAAGGACUGGACUACAUUGUUGAGUCAACGCAGACGAUCAUACUGUGUGCUCAACAUCAAAAGAGGAUUAUCAAUGACAUUCUUACGCUCAGUAAACUAGAUGCCCGACUUCUCGAAGUCGCUCCGACGGAAGUUGAUCCUGUCGAAACUGUCAAACAUGCCCUCCGACUCUACCAACAAGAAUGCCAAAACGCGGACGUCGAAACUGCAAUCAGAAUAAACCAAUCGUAUGACGCUUUGGCUAUCGAUCGUGUGCUUGUUGAUCCAUCGAGGUUACUCCAAGUUUUGAUCAAUCUGCUAGGCAAUGCCAUCAAAUUUACACAGCUUCAAGAGCAGAGAAUGAUCACAAUCACUGUUGGAGCAUCACUCGAGAGCCCAGCUAUGCUAAGCGAUGGAGAACAAUACUUCUUCCCACGAGCGUCAAAGAAAGAGCCGGUAUUCGGGGCCGAGUGGGGAACUGGCGAAGAAUUAUUCUUGCACUUCUCAGUGAACGACACUGGAGUAGGUUUGACGAGCGCCGAGAUGAAGAACUUGUUCCAUCGCUUCUCUCAGGCAUCGCCGAAAACUCACGUCACUUAUGGCGGCUCGGGUCUCGGCUUGUUCAUUUGCAAAGAGCUAGCAGAGCUUCAAGGUGGUCGCAUCGGAGUCUCUUCUACUCCAGGCAAAGGAAGUGACUUCAAGUUUUACGUCAAAGCUCGCAGAGCUACGACACCUCCCAAACGGGAGCUUCCAGAUCGUACUAAUACAGCUACAAAUUCGAGAAAACAGAGCCAAUCACCCCACGGUGGACAGAAGACUCCAGAGGAUAAGGAUAAGCUACGAGUAACACAUCCUAGCUAUAUUGCACCCUUGAACAGGAGUCACUCGGCGUCCCAAAACCCUGUUGUGGGAUCUCCCAGUGACGCAAACACGUUACAUGUUUUGAUUGUGGAGGAUAACUUGAUUAAUCAGAAGGUCAUGGCCCAACAGCUUAAGAAAGCCAAAUGCGAGGUUCAUGUUGCAAACCAUGGUGCAGAUGCUCUGUUUUUCUUGGAAAAGACCACAUUUGCAAAGGGGUGUGGCCCAUAUGCAACACCACUCUCAAUAAUUCUCAUGGACCUUGAGAUGCCGGUAAUGGAUGGAUUGACCUGUAUUCGAAGGAUCCGAGAAUGGCAAAAACAAGGCAAGCUUACAAGGCCAGUGCCUGUAAUUGCGGUCACGGCCAAUGCGCGUAACGAGCAAAUCACCAUGGCACAAGAAGCGGGCAUGGACGACGUUGUCACCAAGCCAUUCAAAAUCUCCGAGUUGAUACCCAAGAUGCAUACAUUGAUAGACAAGAUUUCGACAUGAUGAUCUGAUAUAGCAUAAAGCGGGAUUGGGUUUAUCAAGCAACAGCAUAGAGGCGUCCGGCGUUGAGGGCAUCAUAACUUGACAUUUAUCGGGCGCAAAAUUCAUCGUCGUAUCUCUUGGAUUAAACUCGUUUUUCCGUCAACGGUAUGCCACAGAUUACAUUUCUCUAUCUACAGUACCACAGAUUCGAGAUUCAUUCCCCAGAGCGUUCGAUUCACAAUCCGCGUCAACUUUAAGCACAUCAGGAAGGCGCAUUGGUUAUGGCUACUGGUCCAAAUGCAGCGACCACACGGCACGUGUCUGCCGAAGACAAGGAUCGAACUUGCCUAAUCGACGACCAAAAGUAGCCAAGCAGACCACUGGUAAAAACAACGAUGCAGGUAUAGCCGGAUAGCCUAAAAUCUUAUUUCAGCC